GAGAAAUUGUGCGCACCUUCAACUUCUCGACAACAACCUUCCGACUUUCAAGUAGACAAGUUCCCUCAGCGAAAUCGUCAAGAUGUCCACCGCCGAGCUCGCCAGCUCUUACGCCGCUCUCAUCCUCGCCGACGACGGCAUUGAAAUUACCGCCGAUAAACUCAACACCCUCAUCAAAGCGGCCGGUGUCGUUGAUGUCGAACCCAUCUGGGCUACCCUGUUCGCAAAGGCGCUGGAAGGAAAGGAUGUGAAGGACAUGCUUCUCAACGUCGGCUCAGGCGGUGGUGCCGCGGCCGCUGCUCCUGCUGGUGGUGCUGCCGCCGGCGGCGCUGCUGCAGCUGAGGAGGCGCCCAAAGAAGAGGAGAAGGAAGAGGAGAAGGAAGAAUCCGACGAGGAUAUGGGUUUCGGUCUCUUCGAUUAAGCGUCUGCUUCGCCUCGAGUUUGUUCUCACACGCCGCCUUUUCUCUACCACGACUUCUCCGAGGUCAAUCGAAAAAGUUUUUUCCAUGGCAUGCACACCGAUGCACACUGCUUCGCUUUGCUAUGCUGGUGAAUUGCCCAUAGGGCAGGGAAACGGCAACAAGACCAAAGAGCAUUGACAUUUUAUGGAGUAUCAAAAUCAAGGGAAACAAAGUCGAGAACACCGGUCCGGGACGAGCGAUGGCCAGCUAAGACUCAUGCGGACUCAUCGAGCCAGACAGCACAUUGAGAGAAUUGAUACCCCAAUGUCAAUAACUCAUUCCAAGAUGAAUGUUUGGUUUUGUGUCAUGGACGAACAACUUGAUGCGCCCCACGAAAUGCAAAAAUGAUGUGUGUACGUGAGGAUGAUUCUCGUGCGGCACAAUCUCCAUCCGGAAGACCGUGACACUCACGCCAUGUUUGGAAUUAUUGACCUAGAACUCAUCUCCGCGCUUCGCAUCGCUCUGCUUUUUCGUUCUGUCCUCUACACGGGUCCAUUUGCCGCGUUGGUGAAGUGGUUUACGUCCAAAAGCUCCCUGCCUCCAUCAGCCUCGUCGAUGCCCCACUCGCUCGACUCCCCCACACUUCUCCAACCCGGG
Cladophialophora immunda is the source of this 1058-nucleotide messenger RNA. Its product is annotated as 60S acidic ribosomal protein P1. Gene Ontology annotation, cellular component: ribosome; cytosolic large ribosomal subunit. The coding region runs from base 83 to 421 and encodes 112 amino acids. The record is from RefSeq and is a predicted model, not a curated record. Gene Ontology annotation, molecular function: protein kinase activator activity; ribonucleoprotein complex binding; structural constituent of ribosome. The transcript has 3 exons. NCBI's taxonomy places the organism in Eukaryota, Fungi, Ascomycota, Eurotiomycetes, Chaetothyriales, Herpotrichiellaceae. Gene Ontology annotation, biological process: translational elongation; cytoplasmic translation.